CAUUCAAUUUAAUCAGGAGAAACAAAUAUUAUCUAUCAUCAGUUGCCAGUUAUUAUGCGUUGAACAUUAUUUUUCACCAAAGUGCUUUGUGUUUUAAGAAGAAGGUGGCCAUUAACUUUAAGCAAGCCCCUCCUUAACGGUUCUUUAGAAUCAACACACACAAAGACACAAAAAGAGUUACCAGACAUCAACUAAUCUCAUUUCAGAAAUCCAAAACUUUUCUAAGAAUGGAAAGCAGUAAGGACAUCUCAACUGACAAACCUACAGUUGUCAUCGAUGUAAAUCCACAGGUGAUACAGGACACUGUUAUUUUUGUUGAUGGUCAUGAGGCCGGAGGAAAAAAUCACAAUGCAGUUCUUAAAAGAUUUUUCAAAGUACAACCAAAGGCACUAGGGACUGUCCAGAUAAUGAAUGGAGGGAUUGUCUUCAUUCUUGGUGUUAUACUUACCUCCAGUGUCUACAAUUAUUCUGCAAUUCUUGACCAUAGCGGCAUAAACUACUGGGGGUCCCUUAUUUACAUCAGUGCUGGCUCUUUGUCUGUCGCUGCGCAGAAUAAACAUCAUCCAUGUGUGGUAAAAGCAUCUCUUGGAAUAAAUGUGUUCAGUGCCAUAACUGCAGGGAUAGCCAUUCAUCUGAUGGGCAUACAAUUAGCAUUAAUAUCAAUGGAUCAUCCAAGUUUAUAUGUUGAGUAUUUUACUAUGAGGAUCACUGGAAUAUUGAUGGUGUUCACCAUUCCUCAGUUCAUCAUCUCCAUCUAUAUCUCAGCAUUUGCCUGCAAAGCCGCCUGCAACAAAAACUCCACAGUGGUCAAUGUGUACUAAACUAGGUGAACGAUUGAGUGGUGAUGACGCUAUUAUUGCUAUUAUGAGCUUGGCAAUCAGUUUUAUCACAAAAAUCUAUAGUUGUGUCAAUAUUUUUAGAGGAUGAUGCAGCUCCACUAAACAAGUAGAAUGAUAAAACUAGCACAAUGUAAA
Molecule: messenger RNA, 974 nt
Organism: Carassius carassius (crucian carp)
Lineage: Eukaryota; Metazoa; Chordata; Actinopteri; Cypriniformes; Cyprinidae
Product: membrane-spanning 4-domains subfamily A member 8-like
Exons: 6
Coding region: 228-821 (197 amino acids)
Cellular component (GO): membrane
Source: RefSeq, a predicted model, not a curated record